AUGGCUCUCUCAAAACCCACCUUCCUCACUCACCUGAGAACCCUAGCCAAACCCCCCAACUGCCACCACCCAACCCCACCACCCUCCUUCAUUUCCCUUCAAUUUCUCUCCUUCGCCACCCCAGAAGAAGCCGCCGCCGAACGACGUCGUCGCAAGCGCCGCCUCCGCAUCGAGCCCCCUCUCUCCUCCCUCCACCGCAACCAGCAACAACAGCAACAACAACAAUCCCCGAAACCCCAACAAAACCCUAACGCCCCGAAACUCCCCGAACCCGUUUCGGCUCUCUCCGGCAACCGCCUCAACCUCCACAACCGCAUUCUCACUCUCGUCCGCCAAAACGACCUCGAGGAGGCCGCGCUCUACACUCGCCAUUCCAUCUAUUCCAAUUGCCGGCCCACCAUUUUCACAGUCAACUCUGUGCUUACCGCUCAGCUUCGCCAGUCCAAGUAUUCUGACCUCUUGUCCCUUCACCGCUUCAUCACCCAGGCGGGCGUUGCCCCCAAUAUCAUCACUCACAAUCUCAUCUUUCAGACUUAUUUGGAUUGCCGCAAGCCCGAUACUGCUAUGGAAAACUACAAGCAGUUGAUCAAUGACGCCCCUUUCAACCCUUCCCCAACUACUUAUCGGAUUUUGAUAAAAGGUUUGGUGGAUAACAACAAGCUGGACAGGGCUAUGGAGCUCAAAGAGGAAAUUGAUGUCAAGGGUUUUGCGCCGGACCCUGUUGUUUAUCAUUAUUUGAUGGUGGGCUGUGUGAAGAAUUCAGAUUCGGAUGGAGUUUUUAAGCUUUACGAGGAGUUGAAGGAGAAGUUGGGAGGGGUUGUAGAAGAUGGGAUCGUCUAUGGGAACUUGAUGAAGGGGUAUUUCAUGAGGGGGAUGGAGAAGGAGGCCAUGGAGUGUUAUGAGGAAUCUUUGAGGGAGAGUUCCAAGGUGAAGAUGAGUGCUGUGGCCUAUAAUUCGGUUUUGGAUGCCUUGAGCAAGAAUGGUAAGUUUGAUGAGGCCUUGAGGUUGUUUGAUAGGAUGGUCGCAGAGCAUAACCCGCCGAGGCGUUUGGCUGUGAAUUUGGGAAGCUUUAAUGUGAUGGCGGAUGGGUAUUGCGCGGAGGGGAGGUUUAAGGAAGCCAUUGAGGUUUUCAGGAAGAUGGGAGAUUAUAGGUGUAGUCCGGACACCUUGUCAUUCAAUAAUUUGAUUGAGCAAUUGUGCAAGAAUGGGAUGCUGAGUGAAGCUGAGGAGCUUUAUGGAGAAAUGAGCGACAAGGGAGUGAACCCGGAUGAAUAUACGUAUGUUUUGUUGAUGGAUACUUGUUUUGAGGAAAAUAGGGCUGAUGAUGCAGCUGAGUACUUUAGAAAAAUGGUUGAUGCCAAACUGAGGCCAAACUUGGCUGUUUAUAAUAGGUUGGUUGAUGGAUUAAUUAAGGUAGGGAAGGUUGAUGAGGCAAAAUCGUUUUUUGAUUUGAUGGUGAAGAAGCUCAAGAUGGAUAUUCCGAGCUAUCAGUUUAUAAUGAAGACAUUGAGUGAGGCAGGGAAAUUGGAUGAGGUGCUUAAUGUGGUCAAUACCAUGUUGGAUGAUGAUGGGGUUGAAUUUAAUGAGGAGUUGCAGGAGUUUGUUAAAGGGGAGAUGAGAAAGGAGGGGAGAGAGGAUGAAGUGGGGAAGCUUAUGGAGGAGAAGGAAAGGCAGAAGGCUGAAGCUAAGGCUAAGGAGGCUGAGGCAGCAGAAGCAGCAAAGAGAAGUGCAAGAGCUGCUGUGUCCUCCUUACUUCCUUCCAAGUUGUUUGGGAAUAAAGAAUCUGACACAGGGUCUACGCAGUCCACUGAAAAUGUAGGUGAAGCUGCCUCGACACAACCUGCAGAGGCUGCCACAGUGAGUGGAGAUGCACAAGCUGGUCAGGAAGAGCGUGGUGGAGAAGAAGGCGAAAAUUCAGCUCAGAUAGAAUCCCAAAGUGAUGGUGCAACUGAGCAGGUAUUGGCCUGA
Messenger RNA from Prunus armeniaca (apricot), 1968 nucleotides. The record is from the annotation of a GenBank genome assembly. Lineage: Eukaryota; Viridiplantae; Streptophyta; Magnoliopsida; Rosales; Rosaceae.